Molecule: messenger RNA, 2067 nt
Organism: Pichia kudriavzevii
Lineage: Eukaryota; Fungi; Ascomycota; Pichiomycetes; Pichiales; Pichiaceae
Exons: 1
Coding region: 1-2067 (688 amino acids)
Biological process (GO): cell division
Molecular function (GO): protein binding
Source: RefSeq, a predicted model, not a curated record
AUGAUGGACCAGAAAAGCAGGUUUCAAUCGCUUAUUCUUUAUGCUCUUGAACAUGAUAUGUUGGAUACUGCCGAAUUUACUGCUGAACGGCUAUUAUCAUAUGAGCAAAAUGAUAUAUUUCUGAGUUCAUUGAAUCCAUCAAUGACUCAACAGAAAACCUAUAAGUCAAAGUCUUUAGGCUCAAAUUCCAAGGAAAGACAAUUCACUUUACCUUCUGCAUCAUUGGAAAGUAUAUAUCUAUAUGCAUAUGUCUUAUAUAGACGCCGUCGAUAUAAGGCCGCUUAUAAUGUAACUGCCGAUUAUUGUGGUCAACAUGUUGGUUGCUCUUAUAUCUUCUCUAAAAGUUGUCUUCAACUAAACAGAGAGAGUGAUGGAAUCAGAAGCUUACUUGCAACAAUGUCCAUGUGGGAGAAUACCAAUAAUUCUUCCUCAUUCUCGAGCGGUAUUAACCCGGAUAAUAUCGCUUGCUUCAUGCUACUAGGCAAAUUAUAUUCAAAGAUUGGUGAUAUUCCACGUUCAACAAUAAACUUUAGUAAGGUUUUGGAGAUCAAUCCGUUUAUUUGGGAGGCUCUUGAAGAGUUGAGUAGAAUGGGCGUCAAGAUUAAUGUUGACUCGAUCUAUAAUUCCAAAGAUGAAGAUGCGUUUACGAAUCAAAUUGAUGAAAAAACCGGAUUGGAGCAUAACAACACAAGUGAUAUGGACAAUGGCACCAGUACUAACAUAAGUAGCAAUAAAAAUCAUAUAUUUAAAACACCAAUUACAAAAAAGAAAACAACUCUUCUGACAACUAGUAGUCCCGAGAAUACUUUUAUCACGCCUAUCAAUAAGGCAGGAAAAAACAAUGGUUCCUCUAAAAGAGGUUCAAACAUAACUUCAAGGUUAAUACAUAACAAUACUUCACUCAACAACCAAAAGGAUUUGGAUGAUGAUGUGGGGUUGAAGAAGUACAUACUUGGAUCAAGUUUCAACAAUGAUGUCUUCAAAUCAAGUUCUAAAAAUCCCAAAUAUACAAGAAAUAAAUUCGUUUUGAAUGAAACGCCUACCCUCUUUGACAAUAUAGGGGAGAAUCUAACUCUUGAGAAUAGUAAUAGCUACAUUGUAUCGAUAUACGCAAAAUUGGCUAAGGGGUUACAGGCUUCUACGGCCUAUGAUUGUUUCAAAGCAAUUCGAAUCUUUGAUUCCUUACCUGAUUAUGAGCGAUAUACUCCCUGGGUUAUCAGUAAGUUGGGUAGGCUGCAUUUUGAAAUUGUAAACUACGAAGAAGCUGAGUUAUACUACCAAAAAUUAAGAUUAAUAGAUAGGACCAGAUUACAAGAUAUGGAAUAUUAUUCUACACUCUUGUGGCAUUUGCACAAAGAAGUCGAAUUAAGUUUUCUUGCGCAUGAUUUGUAUGAAGUUGAAGCAAAUAGUGAGAUUACCUGGAUUAGUAUAGGUAAUUUGUUCAGUUUCCGCAAAGAAACUGAAGAUGCAAUCAAAUGUUUCGGUAAAGCAAUCAUAAUUAAUCCUCGAUGCUCAUAUGCGUACACCCUACAGGGGCAUGAAUACUUGGCAACAGAUGCAUUUGAGAAUGCAAUGAGUUGUUUUAGACAUUCUAUUCUUAUUGAUAAGAGACAUUAUAAUGCAUUUUAUGGUAUUGGAAUGAUUUAUUUGAAGUUAGGAGAUUUCAGAAAGGCUGAAUUUCAUUUCCGUAAGGCUAUUGAAAUCAAUCCGGUUAAUGUUAUCUUAAUCUGUUGUGUGGGGAUGGUAUUGGAAAAAUUGGACAAGAGGGAGGAGAGCUUAAAGCAGUAUGAAUUUGCCGUAAAACUACAACCAUUAUCUAUGUUAGCAUUAUUCAAGAAGGCACAAGUGUUAUACAGUAUGGGAGAAUUUGAUGAAGCCCUUAGAGAUUUCCAAAAAUUAGAGAAUUUGGCGCCCGAUGAGGCAAGUGUUCAUUUUAUCCUUGGAAAGCUAUACAAGCAUUUUGGACGCAAGUAUGAAGCAAUCAGACAGUUUACAAUUUCACUCAAUCUAGAUCCAAAGGGUUCACACUUAAUAAAAGAAUCACUGGAGAGCUUGAAUGAGGAUUGA